CAAUGACUAGUACUUACUACGGUAUUUAUCUAAGUGAGCUGUUAAACAACGAAACCUUAGAAGUAACCAUGUUAUGAAUUGACGACACAGACUAUUCAAGACACGUGAACAAACGAUGGACGUCAAGAGAGGUAGUGAUGGCGUGCAACAGGCAGACGCACUCUACAAACAGGCCUCUUCUCAACUGGGACUCACGCGGGGAUUCCUUGGAUUGUCAAGAGCAAAGGCAGACCAGGGGACUCAAUUGCUGACCAAGGCUGCAAACUUGUACAAGCUCAACCAGCAGUAUCAGAAAGCGGGUGAUGCGUUAAGUGAGUGUGGCAAAGUGCAACUGAGGAUAGACUGUGGGGCGGAUGCAUGUGGGUCAUUCUCCAGUGCAGCCACCUGCUACUCUCUCGCCAACCAGCCCCAACUGACUCUCAAGUGUCAACAGAAGGCUGCUUCCAUCUGGAUGGACAGGGGUCGUCUGUCGAUGGCAGCCAAGCAGCUGCUAGCCUGUGGUGACACCUGUCACUCAAAGAUGGGCGACAUGUCAGGUGCAAUGGACAACUACGGGAAGGCACUGGAGCUGUAUGAAACUGAGAAUCAGCCGGCAGCUGCGGGCAAAGCGAGGGAAAAACUCGCUCUUCUUCAGAUGGAAAGUGGUGACUUUAUGUCGGCGAAAGAGAAUUUCGAGCGUCUGGGCAUGAUUGCGAAAGACCACCGACUACUGCACUUCGGUGCCUCAGACCACAUGUUCAAAGCUACCCUCUGCGCUUUGGCUCUGGACCACGUGCACGCCUCACUGUGCCUAAAACAGUUCUCCGAGGAACACCCGGAGUUCAGAAAAAGUAGACAGUUCUCAUUUUUGUACCAGUUAGUGGAAGCUGUCAAAGAAGAUUCGACGGAAAAGCUUGACGAAGCAUUGAAGACUUACACCCUGUACAAUACUGCAUAUCCAUGGUUGGCUAAAGUCGUUGACAGAAUCCGUCAGACACUUCCCUCGGUGUGUGGUUGGUCCGAGUUAGAAGGCUCAUUGCCAGUCAACGAAAGAAAAGAGGUGAAGCCAAACCACUUCCUGUCAAAUAUGCUGAACAGAGGAACUGCCUUGAAAGCACUCUACCUCCAGCGAACACCUACCUCCAAUCCUCAUUCCAAUAGCAAGCACAAUCAACCCAACUCAUCAUUAUCAACAGCAUCACAAAAUAAUCAGCAUUCGGCUAAUGGAACCCAAAAUAUAAAGGACCCAUCGAACCCUUUCAGUUAUGACGACUAUGACGAUAGUAUGAAUCCGUUCAGCGACAACUAUAGAUAUGCUAGUGAGGAAGAGUUAGAUUUGAGAUAACGCCAAAGCACCAAAACGGACCCCAAUUAUUACUUUUGCAUUAUGAAUUCCAAAUCAGUCAAUGUUUCCAAUACUUAAACUUUGUCCGUCCUUGGACUUCGAAUUUGAAUGUUUAGUCAUUAGAAUUAUAACCUCGAAAUGCUUUAUCCGGGUCUAGCGGUCCAACCUCGCUUCCAAAUUAGAUCUGUUGUUCAUCAAUAAUUUAAACAUUUCAAUUCAA
Messenger RNA from Symsagittifera roscoffensis, 1544 nucleotides. RefSeq names its product alpha-soluble NSF attachment protein-like. The transcript has 5 exons. Lineage: Eukaryota; Metazoa; Xenacoelomorpha; Acoela; Convolutidae. Gene Ontology annotation, molecular function: syntaxin binding; soluble NSF attachment protein activity. The record is from RefSeq and is a predicted model, not a curated record. Gene Ontology annotation, biological process: SNARE complex disassembly; intracellular protein transport. Bases 116 to 1324 code for a protein of 402 amino acids. Gene Ontology annotation, cellular component: vacuolar membrane; SNARE complex.